AUGCCGGACUGGCCCACGAACUUCAACUGCUACAGACCUGUUUAUCAAGUGCCGGACGCUGUAAUCCUGUGUAACCCUGGGAUAUUUCUGGCCUUACGCGUUGCCCUAGGGGGCACAUCUACCCCACAACGGGCAUACUCCUUCCUCUUGGCUUGUCUUCAUCCCGGGUCACCACGCUGCUCCUCGCACACUGCAGCGCCGCAAAACACCUGUGCACCCCACCGGCUGCCUGUUACUGCAGCCUGGGUCUCCGCUUUGUAUAAGUUUGCUGCCUGGAAAGCCAGUGGAGUGGUGGUACUUCAGGUAAGUCACCACAGCACAGACACAGGCUAUAAGAAAGGUACUUUAAUCACAGGUCCCAGUCUGGCUGAAGAUGAAGCUACUGGUAACUGGACUGUCCUUUUAAGGUAUAAACUGGGUUUAUGUUUAAACUGUGUUUUCUUUCUGCAGGAAACAAGACUUGGAAAAUUGAUAAAUGAUGUGAGAAAAAAGACCAGCAAUGAGGAUCUUGCCAAGCGUGCAAAGAAAUUACUAAGAAGCUGGCAAAAGUUAAUUGAGCCUGUAUCCCAAAAUGAGCCGUCUACAAGGGGCACCCCUAAUCCACCUGGCUCUGCCAAUGGGGGUGGGGCACACAACUGCAAAACGGACCCUGUAGCAGCAGCCCUGCUGAGUGGAAAAGCAAUCCAAGAACUUAAAAAUAGAAAUGACAUUCAGAGGGCACUCUCUCCAAAUGUUGAAAAACCUGCCAACAGGAAAAGGAAGGUGGAACACAGGGACAAUGCCCAGCAAUCAUUCUGUAAAGUAUCUAAUCCCAGUAAUGAGCAAUUUCAAAACUCGCCUCCACCCGUCAAUGGCAUUGGAGGUAGCCCACCUGAGAGCCUUCCCAGCCCUUUAGAUGGAGGUUCUCAGGCUCCCAAACUAGAAGCUCCAGAAAAUGACAAGCAUGGGAAAAUUCCAGUGAAUGCUGUCCGCCCUCACACCAACUCUCCUGGACUUGUAAAACACCCAAGCACUUCCUCCCUUCUGAAAGCAGCUGUUCUGAAACAGCAUGGUGGUGUGUUGGAAGAGGUCCCCUCUCACCAGCCCCGAAGCCCUCGCUGUUUAUCCUUCAGCCCUCGUGGCAUGCGUGUUGAGCUGCCAGGCCGGCCCCAUACCACGUAUGCACCAAGGAGUUCUAUGCCCAGUCCCUCUCAGAGGCAGCCAGGUGUAGAUAAUGCACAGACACCCGUGUACCUAUCACCUACACACCCAUCUACACCCCCUACUACUGUAAAAAGACUGGAGUCUCCUGGACUAGAUGUUGCUGUCUCUUCCCCACUUAGAUCAACAGAACUGCUUUCCCUUCCGGAUUGUCAACACCAGCACCCCCCAAGGACAUCACAGCACCACACCCCCCACGGGCCACGCAGUGUCCCACUCUCCACAGACUCUCAAACUCCUCGCUCUGGCUUCUCACCAGAGACCUCCAAAAUGGACAGUGAUGAUGGGGCAUCCGGCUCUGAUAGCCGAAAGAAAAAGAAAUCUUGGGGUAGGGGAGAACAAGAUGGUCAUUUGCCAGAUGGAAUGGGCAAACCAGUAAGGUUAAAAGAGCGUAAGUUGACUUUUGAUGUUACCACUGGGCAAAUCAAAACCUUAAUACACAAAGAUCCAGCCCAAGCUGAGUGUUCAGCACCCUCUGAACAGCACAGAACUGAAACAGAUAAACAGGACCCAAAGUUAGGCCUGCCAAAUCCAUUUGAACAGACUAACUGGAAAGAGCUGUCUCGAAUUGAGAUCAUCCAGUCUUAUCUCAACCGGCAGAGCAGCUUGUUGUCUUCCUCCGGAGUACAAACUCAGAGUGCACAUUAUUAUAUGUCUGAAUAUUUAAAACAGGAGGAAUGCACCAAGCGAGAAUCUAGGAAGACUCAUGUUUUAGUCCCACUUGUCCUUCCCAGUGACCUACCUGGGAGAACGAGGAAAAUAACUAGCAAUGACAUGGACCUAAUACACAACCAACAUUGGCCUGGUGUCAAUGGCUGUCAUGAUACACAGGGCAAUUGGUAUGAUUGGACGCAGUGUAUCUCCUUAGACCCUCAUGGUGAUGAUGGUAGAUUAAAUAUCUUGCCUUAUGUUUGCUUAGACUGAACAUCUGUCUAAAAUCUGCUUUUUUCAUAUCUGCGGUUUUCAUUGCAAAACCAUGGGCAAUUGCAGCUCAGCACAGGAGAUUUACAUGAGGAAGGAGUUUCCCAUUGUUAGUUUUGGGAGGUGGUAAGGGGGAUGAAUAGGGUCGGGAGGAAACAAGAAAAGCUUAGUGGCCACUACAUCCUGGAAGUUACCUUCCCUCGCCGGAAUCCUCCAGGUUCUGCCGCACUUGUUUUUUUGUGCAAAAUGCUGCUACAGUUUAAUACAGUAAACAUUACAGAAGUAUGGGUAAAUGUAAUGCAAGAGUUUAGAAAAGGUGAAAUCCAGACUUUCUAAACUUGUAUAGCAAGCAAGCUAUAAUAAAAAAAUAUGUGAAAAAUUUCAAGUGUUAUGUUCAAACCAACCCUGAAAUCUCAAAAAGGUAAUUCUGGUGCCUCUAGAAGGGCUGGAAUAAAAAAAAAUAUAUAUAUAUAUUUGACAGGUACCGAAAGCUUUCAUGAGAAGAUUUAAUUAAGCCGAAGAUAUGUUACCAUAACAAAGUAUGCAUUUAUUUAUUUAAUUAACCUUUUCUUUUCAGAUUGAUAUAUAUAUAUAUAUUUUCUCCUCCAUUAAAUUUGACAUUAAAGUGUCUAAAGAGUAGCUGUACAGAAUUUUAGCAUUGUGUUCCUUGCAUCACAGCUGGUUCCUUGAUAAGAAAAGCAUAUAUAUUUUUUUUAAUCCUUUUCCCUCCAUUCCAUCCUUUGUAAUUGAUUUUGUCUGAAGCAGUGCUUUUGUGACUGGCUUGAACAUUCCAGAGCCAUUCAUAGUUUGUUGUGAAAUUCAUAUCUACUCCUAUUCUGUAGGCUUUAAGUAUACAUUUUCAUUUGUAUCAGCAACAGAAAUGUGGAGCUUAGUUUUCUUCCCAGUUUAUUUCUAUUUUUAGAUAAUUUGUUUCUGAAAUGUAAUACCAUGUCCAUUUCCAAAUUGUCCUUCAAAUCACCUUCACCUCUAAAACUUGAACCUCAAGGUGACAGAUGGUGCUACCAGCUUGUAAUUUGUCCUUAGAUGAAAGUACUGAAAGGGCCUGUUUGUAUGCUGGAAAAAAAAGAUAAAACAAACUACUUGCUACCAUUCCUUUAGAUGUAAUCUGCCUUAUGGGAUCUCCAUCAUAACGCGAUUUUUUUGCAAAAAAAAUUUAAACAAAAACAAAGCCUUAGUUGAAUGUACAGUAAGACUUCUGUAUUUCUGUGAUGCAGAAGAGAGCAACUUUGCUAAUUUUGGUCCUAUGAGUGGACAACUUGUGAUAUAAAUGUGGUAUCCAUAAAUAAAAAAAAAAAUCACGUUUUUUGUCAA
Molecule: messenger RNA, 3453 nt
Organism: Bombina bombina (fire-bellied toad)
Lineage: Eukaryota; Metazoa; Chordata; Amphibia; Anura; Bombinatoridae
Gene: MED26
Product: mediator complex subunit 26
Exons: 4
Coding region: 1-2124 (707 amino acids)
Biological process (GO): positive regulation of gene expression; regulation of transcription by RNA polymerase II
Cellular component (GO): mediator complex; core mediator complex
Molecular function (GO): transcription coregulator activity
Source: RefSeq, a predicted model, not a curated record